GGAAAAUAUGAACACUAUGUUUUUUUAUAUUUUUAAAUCUUUUCUUUUUUUUUGACAUCACGUUCAAUUAGUGUAACAAUAUCGAUCAUUUUUCAAGCAAGAUAAUGAAAAAUAUCGUCCGUCUUUUAUUUUAGCAAACGUCACUCGUGUAAUUUUGAUCGAAAGCCUGGUAAAAUGAACCGUAGACUUUUCAGCGAUGUCUCUCCUCGUAAAUUCGACUCCAAUGUUGAUUCGAAUGAUAUACGAGCCGGGCUCUUACUUUCGCGAUAAUAUCCGGCAUAAAGGUACUAAUUGCUUCGGGACUAAUUACUUGAGGAAGUAAGUUGUUCCGUAAUACCAUAGUGUUCCAUAAACAGACGAUAGGUAGCCGGCUCAAAAUUUCCUGGCCGUGUAUUAUAAACCUGUGCUAAUUAAUUAGAAGCAUCGUGCCGAAGUAUCUUCCCUUCUGGAUAUAAAGAUGAAGUUCGUACGCUUAAUUGAUCGCUUAAUAGAUAAUGACGUAAACGCGAAACAAAAUAAUGAAUACCAUUUCACUCUGUCAUAAUUGUUUUUUUUUAUGAAUAAUUCAUACGACGAAUGAGUUUCAAAUCAUAAAAAUGAUUUUAAAAAUAUACAACUUUUACAUAAUUUGCCUCUCUAUCACAUCGUGUAAGGUUUUCAGAGCCUCUGGAUUUACCACCUGUACUUUCUUUAUUUUCAUAACUGUUGCGUUUCACACAGUUAUUGUUCUGCGAAAUGCUUUCUUAAUGAAGCUUAUUCUGAUGAUGUCGUUCAAAUAUCAACAUUUAUGAGUCACGGAUAACGUGAAACACAACGCUGACGCUAUAGAAAUAGUUCUACGAACUGGUGGGGAUGACUGCGGCUCGAUUGAACAGGAAAAUAUGCAUGGUUUAUCUAAGGAUUAAUAUGAAAUUUUACCAUCGCCUGUAUUGGUCACGGUUUCUGAGUCUUCUUUGUUUCAUAUGUACCAUUCGUACUGUCGUUUAUAAUAAUUUUGUUAUAUCAUAAAACCAUUUUAUUGUGAUCACAUUUAUACAUGAAUUAUUGUUUGGUUUUGUUGUGACGAUUAUAUGGCGUCGUACUAACCUGUCAAAGUCAAAAUCUUUAAGAUUUGAUACUUUUUAUUUAAAAAUUAUUGGUCCCCUAAGACGAAGUGCAGCCGAUUUGAACGUUUACAUUCACACAACUCUUAUUUUUAUACAAGGUGAUUUCACAAAUGUAUAUAUACAAAUCUUUCUAAAAGGUCCUUUUGAAAGGUAUCUAUAACAUAUUUUCACAAAUAUAUUACACACCAAAGAGGAAAUAAUUUCUUUGCAACACCAAAGUAAGUGUUUCUCAGAAGAUAUUUUUAAUUUUGUCAAUAUUAAAUUAACUUUAUUAUUAUAAUACUGAUAUAAAUAAUGGAGGCUGUGAAUGUAUCUAAACAGCAGUCUAGUUCUUAUCAAAAACAUAAAAAGUUUUUAUUACGUUCAUUUGCAACAAAAGGGGAGUUUGUAAAAGAAUAUAAAAAGCUGUACAAUGAGAAAGCAAAAACUGAAGAACUUUUUCUAAUGCUUUUCAUUGAACUUGAAAAAACAACAUUAGCAGGUGAUAUUAAUAGUUUAAAAAAGUUAAACCAUUUAAUUAAUUAUAUAAGGGAGAUAGAAGAUCAAACAGCUUUACAAGAUUACUACAAUAAUACUAACAAUCCUAUUAAAAACACUAACUUAGUUAUUUUAGCUUGUAAGGAAAAUAAGCAGGAGAUACUAAAAUAUCUACUUGAUAAUAAAAUUCUAACUAACCUAUCCAUGAAUAUUAAAGAAAGCGUUAUACUACCUGAUUAUGAAGACGAAGCAAGCCAUAAUGCAUUUUAUUAUGCCAUACGUUCAGGUAACAUUGAGCUCCUUGAUACACUAAUUCACAAAUGGCCAGGUAAUUAUUUUACCUCUCAUUUGGAGGAAUUGGAUGAAAUUCUAUCAAGAGCUUAUGAAGAAUUAAAGCUAAAAAAUAUACCAUUGUCGGACAAAAUAGAAAUUUUUGUUGAAAGUAAAUUAAUAAACCUCCGUUUCUUCUCUAACACUUCCAAACAGGGUAAAAGUUAUAGGGGUGAUCUUAAUAAUAUUAAAGAACGCAUUGAAUUAAUAAUUCAGAACAUUAGCUUGUUAAAAACAGAGUAUAUAGAUGCAGAAAAAGUAGAUACAAAGUUUUUAUUCAUAGCAAAAUUUAUUGCACAAAAUAUUCAUAUACUGAAACAGCAAUUGAAAUCAACCUAUAAUAUAAUACCUUGGGAAGAAAUGGAGUUUUGUUUAAUCUGCUUUGUUUCUUCUUACAUUAAACAACAAGAAAUUAAUCUGUUUUAUUUUGCGAUAUUGGAUAAAAGGAAAAUACUAAACCAGUUACAAAAUUUUGGAAAGAAACUUGAAGAAGUGAAGAAUAACAUAAACACAAUGGAUAUUAGUAAAUUUUCGGAUCUUCCAAAAUUAAAGCGGCAGAUAGUUGUUGCUAGUAUUAUUAGCAAUUCUCCUGAAUUUGAAGAGUUGUAUACUGAUUACCAACAAAUUAGAGAUAUGUAUUCUUUAGACAAAAUGAAUGAUUAUGUACAGUUGGCAUUAGCAAUUGAUCCUACAGGAAGGGAAGGACAAUUAAUUAUUACAAGAGUCUUGCAAGUUAUUGGUGAAUAUUUCAAAAACACACUGGAAUCUCCUAAAUUAUCUAAUACUACGAGUGAAUUUUUUCUGCUGUCAUUACCAAAGUACACAAGAGAAGUCGUCAUAGACUUACGUAAUUCAUUUUCGCACGCUUAUUCACUCUCCAAGAGAACAGAGAUUGAGAAGAAUACAGAUGUUAAUUUUUUUAUUGGUAUUCAAAAUGAUAUCAGAAAAUUCGGUGAGGUGGUUACUAAUAUUUUUUACGGCAAUAAAAUUAAAAUGAUCAGAAUACUUUUGCAAAAACUUAUUGAUAGUCAAAAUGUAGAUGAGAUAAAAGAGAUUAUUGGAGAACUUAGUACUAUCAAGUUUGAUAAAAUGAUUCGAGAGAACUGCAAUAUAACGGAACUCGAGAAACUUGAGGAAUUGAUUGAAAAAUUAAGUGAUAAUGUAAUAAAAUCCAUUUAUGAGAAACAGCUGUUUGAUGAAAUUAAUAACAUAAUACAUCUUAGAAACAGUGAAUCAACAAGGACGAGAACUGAUUAUGUUACAGGAUUCAUAACUUUACAGAGUUUAAGUGUUACCUGUAGUGAUACUGAGAUUAAUCACAAUAUGGUUAGAGGAAUUAAAUUCUUUGCUAAUAAUAUACUACAGUAUAUUACUCCUCAAAUCAAAUCUCGCAGUCUUAAAGAAAUUGCUAAACUGGUCAUAAAAAUCGCUCACAGUGUUAAAUCAAGAAUACAAGAUGAAAUGUACAUUUUAGAAAUAUACAGAAUAAUCUACAAAAUUGUUGGCAUCAUUGAAUUUGAAAUAAAUGAUAUCAAAUGGAUUGAGUCAUUAAGAGAAAAAUUACAUGUAACAGGUACUUUCAUACCUAUGUAUAAACAAAGACGGACGGACAAUAAAAUAUCAGAAAUAGAGCAUAAUAAUCAGCUUGAACUGAAGUUAUCUGAAUUGCAAAACAUCUUAAACACUAAUGCAUUGAAUGAACAAUUAAUUGAUAAAUCCUCUUCCUAUAAACAGAAUGAAAAACUCCAAGUAGUAAUAAAGAUGCUUGUGCUGGAUAUAAUGUCAAUUUUAGGCAGUUUAAAAAAUUACUUAGAAGAUGAUCUAUUUUUCUUAGAUUAUAAUACUCCUCUAUUAACUGGAAAAUGUUUGCGUAACUACUUAGCACAUGACAAUGCCUUAGUUCACAUAUUAUUACUUGAUCCCUCUAUAUCAGUUAUUCUAAAUGCUACAAAAUUAACAACAGAAAAUAUACUCAAGAAGAAGAAAAAAAUUGGCAAAUUGAUGAAAGAAGAUAUCUCCAAAUUAAAGGAUAAAUAUGGUUACUGUCUAGCUAUAGUUUCUAAUCAGAAACAGAUGUUUGUUGCAUUAGAAGAAGGAAAUCUGGAAAACUUAAAAGAUUGUAUCAAAAAAGGAGCGGACAUUCAUGCUAGAGAUAAUAAUAUGUGGACCACAGUACAUUUUGCUGCCAAAGGAUCCAGUCUUGAAGUUGUAAAGUUUAUUCUUAAUCAGAAUGUAAGUCUUAAUGUGAAGAAUAUUAAUGGUCAAAGCCCACUGCACAUUGCUGCUUUAUAUGGAAGGGCAAAUAUUGUAAAAUUUUUUGUAGAGGAAACAGAGUUAUGUAUCGAUGAUCGCGAUAAUAAUAAAAAAACUCCACUGCAUACAGCAGCUGAAAAUGGUAAUAAAAAUACUGUUGAAAUUCUACUAAUGAAUGGUGCUAAUAUUAACACUCAAGAUCUAAUUAGCUACCCACCUUCACUUUCUGCAGUACGGAAUAAUCAUAUUGAUGUUGUUAAAGUCCUUCUAAAAAAUGAAGUAGAUGUUGAUUUUACACAGUCUGUGGGUGGUUUUUCUAUGCUUCAUGUAGCUGCAGAGUUUGGCCACCAAGAGAUUGUUGAUUUCUUACUUAAAAAAGGGGCAAAUGUUAAUGCAAGAAACGAUAGAGGAGGAAUCCCAUUACAUACGGCAGCUCUAAAUGGUCAUUUGGAGGUGGUAAAUACUCUGAUUUUAAACGGUGCUGAUGUUAAUGCUAGAGUUCUACAUGGUUGUACAUCAUUACAUUAUGCAAUAGAGAAUGGUCACGAGAAGAUAGCUAACAUUUUAUUAGAACAUGGAGCUAAUGCUAAUGUUUCUGAUAAAACUUAUAACAAUACACCUUUGCACUAUGCAGCAAUGAAUGGACAUGAGAGAAUUGUUGAGGCUCUACUAGAAAAUAAUGCCAAUACUAACAUUACCACUGUUGAAGGUUUUACUCCACUGCAUCUUGCAGUGCAAAAUGGUCAUUUAGAAAUAGUUACUACUCUUCUCAAACACAGUACCAAUAUUAAUGUUACAGCUAAACGUAAAGAGAUGCUAUUGCACUAUGCAGCAGAAAAGGGUUAUAAGGAAAUUGCUGAACUCUUGAUAAAAAACGGAGCAGAAGUUAAUGCAAUAGAUGAUACUGAUCUCACUCCAUUACAUUUAGCUGCUUUGAGAGGCCACAAAGAUGUUAUAGACCUUCUAAUAGAAAAUAAAGCUAAAGUUAACAUUCAAAAUAUUAAUGGUUGCACACCAUUACACGCAGCUGUUGAAAACGGUAAUAAAGAUAUUUGUGAUCUUUUGAUAAAAAAUAAAGCUAAAGUAAAUGCUAAAAAUAAUUGCGGUGUUACGCCAUUGCAUACAGCUGCCGCUAAAGGUGACAAAAAUAUUAUUGAUCUUUUAAUAAAAAAUAAAGCUGAAGUCAAUGCUAAAUGUGAUGAUGGUACUACGCCAUUGAAUGUAGCUGCUACGUGUGGGCAUGAAGAUAAUGUUAUUCUUCUAAUCAAAAAUGCAGCUAUAGUUAAUAAUAAAGGUAUCUUUGGUUUCACACCAUUACACUCAGCUAUUAUGGGAGGCUACAAAGACGUUGUUAAUCUUCUAAUAGAAAAUAAUGCUGAAAUUAACGCUGUGGGUGUUGGAGAUAAUACUCCAUUACAUUUAGCUGUAGAAAUAGAAAAUAAAGGACUCGUUGAGAUUUUGAUAAGGAAUGGGGCCAAUGUUAAUGCCAAAAAUGGAAAUAAUAUGACACCAUUGUGUUGUGCAAUUAAAAAAAAUUCCAAAGAAAUCGUUGAAGUUCUCGUCGUAAAUGGAGCUGAUGUUAAUGUAAACGAGGGUGAACCCUUAUCGUUGGCAGUUUUUGCUGGUUAUAAAGAUAUUAUAAAUGUUUUAUUGCAAAACAAUGCUCGUAUUGACAUAAAAUUUCGACAAUCUAUGUCAGCGUUACAUACAGCUGCUGAAAGAGGUCACACAGAAAUAGCGAAUACCUUAAUCGCUAAUGGAGCCGACGUUAAUGUUACUGCUGACACAAGCCAUACACCAUUGCAUUUGGCUGCAGAUGGGUGUCAUAAGGAAAUGGUUGAGCUUUUAUUAUCAAAAGGAGCUAAUGUUAAUGCUCAAUCUAUGGAUGGUACACCAUUACAUUUAGCAGUGACCAGAGAUGAAAAUGUGGAUGUUGUUAGAGUACUAUUAAAGAAUGGAGCAGAUGUCAGUAUUAGAGACCCAAAAAAUAGAAGGGUUUUAGAGCAAGCAGUUGCAUAUAAACAGUUAGAUUGUGUAAAAGCAUUACUAUUGCACAACAAGAAAAUAAAUAUAAAUGCUAAAUGUAAUGAUGACUGGACAAUAUUACAUAUUGCUGCACAGGCAGGUAAUUUAGAAAUGGUAAAAUACCUAAUAAAUGAAGGGUGUGAUGUUAAUGCUAGGAACGCUGCUGGUUCGAAACCCAUACACAUUGCGGCCAGAGAAGGUUUUAAAGAUAUCGUUAAAUUUUUCCUUAGUAAAGACUGUAGUAUCGAUGAUCUUGGUGCAGCCAAUCAAACAUUAUUACAUUAUGCUGCGAUGAAGGGUCAGGUGGAAGCUGUAAAGCACUUGAUAGCAGAAGGUGCUGAUAUUAACAUUCAAGAUCGUACUGGAUUGAGUCCUCUGCAUAUUGCUGCUAACAAUGGUUAUGAAAAAGUUGUUGAAAUUUUAUUAGAGAAUGGCGCAGUUUAUAAUACUGUUGAUAAAUUUUCCAGAACACCAAGAGAAAUGGCUAAUAGCGAAAAAGUUAUUGUUCAAUUAUCAUCAACUGAGAAAUUAUUCGAGGCUGUAAAACGUAACAACUCAUCAGAAGUUGAGAAGUGCAUCAGAAUGGGAGCGUUUGUUAAUGCCAAACAUGUUGGAGCAAAAGGCUAUGUGGGAACACCAUUACAUUUUGCAGCAUGGAAAGGAUAUGACGAAAUAAUAAAUAUUCUGUUAAAAAAUAAAGCUAAUCCUAAUGCAACUGGCAACAAGGCGUUUACUCCCCUGCACUAUGCUGCAAAGUUUUCUCAUUUAAAAAUUGUCAUGAUUUUGCUGUCUAAUGGUGCGAUAUAUAAUGCUAUUUCUGACGAUGAAAAAACACCAUUCCAUUUUGCUGCAGAUAAAAAUGUAAAUGAUCUACUCAAAUUAGUGGGUGAAUCAUUUCGAAAUGUUCGAAAUGGUAACUCCAAAGUUAUUUACGAGCUUAAUAAGAUAAAGAAUAUUGAUAAAAUAAAAGCAAUAAUGAGUGCUUCUGAUCGGGAAAAGCAAAGUCUAAUAGUUGCUGCAAUGCACAGUAGUUUUCCAAAAAUCGAACAAUUGAAACUAAUAGGUCAAGGCGACAUAUCCACUCAGAUUGAUGCAGCUUUACUGUUCGCAAACCAGGAAAAUUACAACAUGGCGCUCAGGUUCAUUACAAACGCGUUAGAAAGAAGAACAGAAAUACUAGGACCAUAUAAUCCUGCCACUUUAGAGAUUCAGACAGACAUAGCCAAAAUACUGUAUAAACAAGGAUCUUUUCAAGUAGCUGUCGAGUUGCUGGACGAGAUUUAUCAGAAACAGAAAGAAACAUUAGGAUUAUACCACAAGGAUACUUUAAAUACAAGAAGCACAUUUGCGUUAAUAAUUCACAGACAAGGGAAAAACGAUGAAGCUUUAGAUAUUUAUCAAGAAAUAUAUAAAAAACAGAAGGAAUUAUUAGGACCAAGACACGAAGAUACUAUGAAUACACAGUUUCACAUGGCGUUAGUUUUAGACAAACAAGAAAAAUACGAGGAAGCAUUAGAGAUGAACAAGGAUGUUUUUCAAAAGAGGAAAGAGAUAUUCGGUGCAAAUCACCGCGUCACUAUUUCUGCCCAAAAUAAUAUAGCAAUGGUAUUAGGUAACCAAGGCAAAUACGAGGAAGCCUUAAAAAUGUACAAAAUAGUACUUGAGAAGAAGAGAACUGUUUUGGGUAAAAAUCAUUCCGAUACCCUGAGAACAUUAUUUAAUAUGGCUGGGUUACAUUUGAAACAGAAAAAAUAUGACGAAUCAUUGAAGGCUCAUCAAGAACUUUUCGAUAUCCAGAAAACCAUUUUCGGUGAAAGUCAUCCAGAUACCUUGAACACACAAUACAAUCUAGCAAAUACGUAUUUUUGGCAGGGUAAAUUUAUUAGCGCACUUAAAAUUUACAGCGAAUGCUUAGAGAAAAGAAGCGCUGUUUUUGGACCAACUCAUCCCACUGUUUUGAAUAUUAAACAACACAUAGAGUUAAUUAACGAUAGAUUUAAGAUGGAAGGUAGCGGAGCAGCGGAGAUCAUCGGGUAUUUGCAAAAAGAAAUCAACAUUGCUGCUAGUAAAGGCGAUGUACAGACUAUUCGGAAUCUGUUAAGAAAUGGAGCCGAUGUCAACGAUAAAGACGUUGAUGGAAGAGUUCCAUUGCAUUAUGCGGUUGGUAAUGGAUACACUGAUGUCGUGAAAAUCUUAUUAGAAAACGGGGCUGAUGUUACUCAAGUUACUAACAAAGGUAACACACCAUUACACACAGCUACUUCAAAAAGUUAUAAGGAGAUAGUCGAACUUUUGUUAAAGCAUGUAAGUCGUGAUAAAUUGAAUGACUUUAUAAAUGCUAAAACAACAACAAGCGGCACCGCGUCGCUUCACAUUGCUGCUAAGAAUGGUUCACUAGAUAUUGUCAAAUCUCUACUUACAUAUGGUGCAAGUUAUAACAUUAAAAACAAGGAAGGUAAAGCACCGAUUGAUGUUUCCAACAACCAGGAUAUUAAUAGCCUGUUCAGACUGAUUGAAAAAUUAUUUAAAGACACAAAGAAUGGUAAUGUUAAGGUUAUUGAGAAUAUACAAGCCUUGAAACCCGAUGAAUUUUUAGCUGUAACAAAUGCUCGUAACAAUCUUAGAUCCACACUGUUGCAAGUUGCAAUAUUCAAUAAGAGGGAGUAUAUUUCUUCUAAUUUAUUAAAACUUAUGGGAAACUAAGAUGCAGAAACGACAAUAUAAGAGAAAGAAAAAUAUAUUUUAUUUACUUUUAUAUUAUAUACUCUAUACGUAAGAUAAAUGAUAAAUAUAUAUAUUUUUUUGAAAGAGAAUAUUUUAUUUUUUGUAAGCAAGUAAUUUUAUGUUUUUGUUGUUUAAAAUAAAGGCUACAGUUUAAUUUUCUGCGGUUCGUCGGUUUAUUAUAUCCAUUCGAUUAGUCUUUAUUGUUUUUUAUUCUUUAUAACUUGAAAGGAAAAUUGUGUAAUUUGAAUGGAGUUAUGGAAACAAUUGUACGUUCUUUUUAUGCCAGUUGAUUAGAAGCAUCGUGCCGGAGUAUCUUCCAUUCUGGAUAUAAAGAUGAAGUUCGUAUGCUUAAUUGAUCGCUUAAUAGAUGAUACCGUAAACGCAAAACAAAAUAGUGAAUACCAUUUCACUCUGUAAUAAUUGCUUUUUUUUUCAUGAAUAAUUCAUACGACGAACGAGUUUCAAAUCGUACAAAAGAAGAUGUAAAAAAUAUACAGCGUGUCCCGGAACUCACGUUACUCCCGAAAUUGGGAGGUUGCUGGGGUGAUUCUGAACAACUUUUUCCUUUAUCACAAUGGUGGUUGAAGCUUCGUUUUUGAAUUAUUAACAAAAAACACUGGCCAAUCAGAGCGAGCAUAGAGUGCGCGCUGAAUCACGAGAGCGUUGGCUCUCAACCACGCUCGAUCGUGGUCGUGAACAAAUGCAUUGGCACAGCUUGGGUAUGUAGGGAAACGUGCGACUAAUUCCACAUUGUUGUUAAUUUAAGACGAUGUAACAUUUGUCGCAGGCUUCUCUCGAUACCCACGCAGUGCCAAUUCGUUUUUUCACGACCACGACCGAGCGCGGUUGAGAGCCAAAGCCUUCGUGUUGAGCGCGCGCUCUACACGCGCUCUCAUUGGCCAGUGUUUUUUUCGUUAAUAAUUCAAAAACGAAGCUUCAACCAAGAUUUUGGUAAAGGAAAAAGUUGUUCAGUAUCACCCCAGCAACCCCUUAUUUCCAGGUGUUACGCGAGUUAUGAGACACCUUGUACUUACUUUCACACAUUUUGUCUCUCUUCACAUCAUGUAAGGUUUUCAGAUCCUGUAGAUUUACCACCUGUACAUUCCUUAUUUCCAAAUCCAUAGCUGUUGCGUUCCAUACAGUUAUUGUUCUAAGAAAUGCUUUAUUAAUAAAGCUUAUUCCGAUGUUAUCGUUCAAAUAUCAACGGUUAUGAGACAUGGAUAACGUGAAACGCAACGUUGGCGCUAUAGAAACUGUUCUACAAACUGGUGGGGAUGACUGCGGCUCGAUUGAACAGGACAAAAUGCGUCGUUUAUCCCAGGACUGUUAUAAAGUUUUACCGGCUUCUGUUUAGUAACGGUUUCUGAGUGUUCUUUGUUUCAUAUGUACCAUUCGUACUGUUGUUUAUAAUAAUUCUGUUAUAUCAAAAAACCAGUUUAUAGUGAUCACAUUUGUGUAUGAAAUAUUGUUUGAUUUUGUUGUGAAGAUUUGAACUUUUAUAUUCACACAAUUCUUAUUUUUAUACAAGAUGAUUUCACAAAUGUAUACACAUCAUUCUAGAAGGUCCUUUUGAAAGGCUUCUAUAACGUAUUUUCGCAAAUACAAUAUUACACAC
Messenger RNA from Osmia lignaria (orchard mason bee), 10530 nucleotides. NCBI's taxonomy places the organism in Eukaryota, Metazoa, Arthropoda, Insecta, Hymenoptera, Megachilidae. The record is from RefSeq and is a predicted model, not a curated record.